AUGCAACUUUAGAACAUCGAUCUCUUUUCUUAACCAUUUUAAUUUAAUAUUGGUAAGAAUAAAAUGAGGAAAAGAACCAUUUUGGGAGCUAUUUUGUCUAUUUCCGUAAUAUCCAUCAUCUUAGGCUAUUUUAUUUAUCUCCUGUACCAGUAUUUAAAUAAUCUAAUUGACCCUACUUACAGAUCUUAAAGUGUAAUCGUCAACGAUAGAAUAGAUUUGGAUCUAAAUAAUGAUUUAUUUGCCUUUUAAUACCAAAUAAAUGGCACCUAUUCAGUGAGAGAUUUAGAGGUACAAUAAAACAAAACUUAUUUGGUGUUUUUGCCAUAUUUUUUAAGCACUGAUGGAAACCUGAUUAAGCUCAAUUUUACAUAAUGCUCAAAUAGUGAACUAUCUGACUUUUAAUGCAUAGAUUUCUCUACAAUAUCUCAAAAUAAUACUCUGGCCUUGGGAAAGAAUAACUUAAGAUCUAGCAUUAUAUUUUUAGGUUAUAGAUGCUAAGAUGUGGACAUUUACAAAACUACUAUCCCAGACAACUGCGCUGCUCCUAGUGAUAUUGAUAUGAUCCUUAAUAACCCUUCGGCUGCUUUUUAAGUAAAAUUAUAUACUUCACAAUAUAAUAUAACAUCUUAGCAAAUGGAAGUAAAAUUUAGAAAUCAAUAUAUCAAUCUAUAAGGAGGCCAGUUUGUUUUUACAACUUUCAAUGUAAUUAAGUAAUAAACUAUUAUUAAACAAGGGCCAGUUUUUUAAACUGAUUCUACUUUUUCAUCUCCAAUUUAAUAUAAUCCCUUCGUACAAAGUUAUGAUAGAUAGACUGCUUUUGAAAAUACAGGAUUAACUUUAAUCAUGUAAGUUACUAUAGAGCUUGAUGAAAUUGUAGAAUUUACCCAAAUACAAUUCCCAACUAUAACUUCAGUUUUUGCUUAAUGUAACACUGUAAUAACUGCAUUAAUGUGCAUUGGAAUUAUUGGUAGGUAUAUUUCAUAAAAACUUUUAGAAUAGGAUAUUUUCAUGUUAAUUUUAUAAAAUAUUUUCUCAAACAAUUAUCAAAAAGUAUUAAAAACAAAUAAUAUUUGUAGCAAAGAAGAAGAUCCUUUGAUUGAUUAACUGGUUCAAACGAAAAAGAACAUGCUGAAGGAAGUAGUUGAAAAUACAGAAUCUAUUGCUAUUCCUUCAUUUAAUACUAAGUUGAAAGAAUCAAUCGAAAUGCAGCAAAGCUCACCUUGCUCAAGUUAAUUAUAUGAAAAUUAUUAGUAACAAGAUGAAAUCAAAGAAUAGCAUUUAGAAAACAAAUUAGUUCAGAAUACUCCACAUUCAGAAAAUUUGAAAAUUUCUGAAAUAUAGAUCACAACUUUGAAUACCAGAUAAACUGAAAAUGAUGGAUUAGAAAAUUUUUCUUACUGUGAAAAAAAAUUGUUAAGUCCUAAUCCUUUUAAACUUAUAAAUCCAUAAUAGCUUACAAGAAAUUCCCCGAAAAAUAAUUAAAAAAUCAACUUUACAAACAAGUUAGCAUCUAAAAAUUGUUAGGAAAAUAGCAUAAAUUAACAAAAUUUAAUAUCAAUUUCAGUCGAAAAGGAAAAUAAAGAUAAUGAAGGAGAAUUUAAACUUAAAUUUAAAGAAAAAAUAGAGCAUUAUUCGAAGAAACUUUUUUAGUUAAAAGAUGAAAUCCUUAAAAGAAAGGCUUAAAAGAUUUUAUUCAAUUUUAGGUAUUAUUUCACUAUUCGUAACAGAAAAGAUAUACAUUAAAACAAAGGAAUGAAUUCGUUUGAGACUAAAGUAGUUGAAAAUUAAAUUCAUCAAACGAUGGAUGUUUUAUAACUAUUUAAAGAUUUUAUAUAACUCAAGAAAGCUGUGAUGGUUUUAUUCAGUAAAGAAUAACUAGCUGCUUUGUAGCUUGUAGGCUGUUCAGCUAACCUUUAAAAUGUUUAAUAGAUGAAAUAAAACUCACCACAAUUUGAUUAGAAAAUAUAAAAUCAUUUUUAGAAGUAAUAUACAAUCCAACAAUCAUAAGAAUUACAAGCAUUUUAUAUCUAAAAAUUCUUAAAAAGAUGCUCAAGCAAUUAAAAUCUAAGCAAGUUAGAUUUAAGAAUUUUAUCUUCAUUAAGUUAAAAUUGA
Messenger RNA from Tetrahymena thermophila SB210, 2112 nucleotides. Its product is annotated as AMP-binding enzyme family protein. The record is from RefSeq and is a predicted model, not a curated record. The transcript has 3 exons. Lineage: Eukaryota; Ciliophora; Oligohymenophorea; Hymenostomatida; Tetrahymenidae.